Messenger RNA from Lolium perenne, 512 nucleotides. RefSeq lists its product as uncharacterized. NCBI's taxonomy places the organism in Eukaryota, Viridiplantae, Streptophyta, Magnoliopsida, Poales, Poaceae. The record is from RefSeq and is a predicted model, not a curated record.
AUGGAAAAGCCAUCCAUCCGAGCAGCACACCCACAGCCAGUUGACUGACAGGCAAGGAAACGAGCAAAAUCAUCGCUAGCCGCCGACACAAAUUAAGGUUGUGGCCAUGGACAAGAUCCUUGCUUUCUCGAUCAUGAGCUCGUCGCCGGCAGAGAUCUCCGGGGCAGGGUACGCCACGCGGCUGUCCUGGCGGAGCGGCGGCGCGAAGCAGCACCAGCAGCAGCAGGAGGAAAAAGUCGAGCAGAGCUCGCCGCCGGAGAAGAAGCCUGUGGCGCGGGCGCCGCGGUUCGCGCCAGAGUUUGACGGCAUCGACUGCUUCGAGUCCAUAGUUCCCUUUUGAGUUUUGUGACUUGCCGGCUCCUCGCUGGCGGCCUUCUUGAGAAUUUUGGACUUCUUGCUCUACUUUCUGUUGCUUAGCAACGAGCAGAACUUGUAAUAUCUGUACAGAGCUCCCUGAUCCAUCUUAACUGAUUCGGAUUUUAUACAAUUUUUUACUAAAUUUGAAUUAACUA